UGGUUGUAGGGUAGUGCCAAUCUUGUGGUUGAGAUCGCGCAUUUGCCUUCUAACCGCGUUAGCUAAUGUUUGGUCCUUGAAGGGAAGACUAACUCGCAAGACACGGCAAGAAAAAAAUUUAAGACAUUAACUAACAGGAAUUCAUCGAUUCAUACUUCAAGCCUGGGACAGAAAGACUUCAGGAAUCAGGGUCUAUCUCCUGUGCCUUUAUCUUAAGGCCUUGUGAUGCCUUGUGAAUAUUGAUUUACAUUUGCAUGACAGCCACCAGUAACAAGCAGCGAUCGGUUGCACAGAAGCAACAACAAGUCGCUUGACAACCAUCGUACUUCGAAAAAGAUCUAGAAAAUUCCUGCACAUCCCACGGCUAAUUUUUUACAAAUGCGGAAGCUAUCUGGUUAUUGAUGUUCAAUGUAAUCAAAAUUCAUCAAAUAUAUUUUCCACCUCUGUUUUUUUUUUCUAAAAUACUCUUUACUCUUCAGACAACAGGUUGUGUUGAAUCGCGUUUGCGUAUGUAAAUUAAAAAUUGUGGUCUUUGUGGUUGUCAAGAAUUUGGCUAUCCGUAAACUGCAUACAGUAAUACUCUUUGCAGUUACAUCUGUGGAUUGAAAAAUUUUAACUGCCAGAAAAUUCCUUAACAUUGCUUUGUUCCACUGCAGUCAGGAAUGUUCCAGGGGAUUGUCAGAAGGACAACGAUAUUAUGGGAUUCAAGAUGCUUGCCAAAAAAGGUGUUUGCUCAUCUGGUGGUUGCUUUCAUUGCUUGUUACUUAGCAUUUAUGAGUGACACGCUUUGGAUAUAGUCCCAUGACUGGAAUUAUUACGGCACGUUGAGGAUUAUUUCACGGAUUACUGGAACAAAAAACAAAUUCUCCUACAAAAGAAAUAAUUUAUGUGGAAUUCUUUUCAAACGCCUGGCACAGUAUCAAUACAGCAUAAAGGGAAUGUCUUGGCUUAACGCAAGCGAGGAACUAUGCCAAACUACACUCGAAUUUUCCGGAAUAAAGAAACGUUCUUAAACAUUUUCAAGACAGAAUCGUCGUCGCACAUUCAGUGUCAGUACUCAGGAACAUUUACCGGUGAGAUAUCAAACUAUCAAGCACUUUCACCUUUUUGCUUUAGUUGAUUUCAGAGGCGGGGGAUAAACAAUUGCGGCUUGCAAGCCGCGCAGGUUGAUGUAAACAAUCGUUCAUAGCUUUACGUGUUGUUUUAGUUGGCCUGGGAUUGAUCAAGAUUUCUGGAUGGAUGAACAGCAAACUGAGGAAGGAUUCACGGAGCAGGAGGACGAAACUUCUAAUUUAAGUGGAACAGAAAACAACGAAACAGCAGCUAACGAUGAAGAUGACACUUCUGUGGGAGAGAAUAUUGAAGAACCCCUGUUGAGAGGAGACGAAGAUGAAUUCAUAUCACACGGGGAGGACGAUGCCUGUGAAAAAACAGAAUUAAAUGCUUCUUCUACUGGUCAGGAGUCUGAAAAAUUGAACGAAGCUGAGAAUGAGGAAGAAGAGGGCGCAACAGAACUGUUAACGGAGGGAAUGUCCAGUAGUGCCGAUCACGAGACAACAAUAAGUCUGGGAGAUAAUACGACCAAGUUAGACGAUGAUGAUGUUGAUUUACUCAGAGACUCUGACUCAAACGACACGUUAACUGUGGACAAAGAAGGAGAAAACAGAGAUGACAGCCAAGAAGCAGGCGGAUUAUCCAUGGAAGAAAUGUCUAUCGACACUAACAAAGAGUUCGACGAGUUUGAUACUAAGCUCGCGCAGCCUGUAGAGAAGAAAUUGCCCUUUGUUUCUGAGACAGAUUCAAACGAAUUCCUCUCACAGAAUGAGAGAGAGUAUGAGACUGAUCAAAAUGAUGAGGGAAGACAAUACGAACAUGAAGAUGACACGGUGAUGGACGGCGACGAAUUGUCGCAAAAAUCUGAAACCUCGACAUUAAUAGACGACAACAAUGUUGACUUAACAGAUUCCUUGCUCUACACCGAAACAAACGAGGGAGACGAGGAUGAUGAACAAAUGGACCUGACCGGUACGCUAACCGAGGAAAUCGUACCUGAUAACACUGACGGAUAUUUACAAGCAUGCGAUAACGAAUUCGAUGGGAUCUCCGAAGUACAGAAUACUGAAAGGGAAAGUCUUCUUCCACACACUGAAAGAAGGGACGAUGACGAGGACACAGAGAAGGAGGACAAUCCGGACAGGAAUGAGGAAGGCCGGGAAAGUGGCUUUCUUGAGGAGCAGGAAACCUACAACGAUAAGGACAGAGUGUUACCACAAGACGAAGAUGACAGUGACAAACACAGAGAUCCAGAAGACACAUCGCAAAUAGAAAAUCCCUCUUUAUAUCCUCAUACAGACAGAGAAGUCAUAGAGCAAGAUGAUGAAUUACAAGGAGGUUCCUCAGGGGAACAGGUCGAAAGCAGAUCUCAACCGGAAGAUGAUUUCUCAGCAGGACUUGCCGACGGCGGUAUUUCAGGCGGUUUCUAUGGUGACGAUGACUUGUCCUCGAUAUUUUCCGAUGACGGUCGAGACAUAUCUAACAUCCUUCAAGAAAACAGUAUUCUAAAAGAGGCCAUGAUGCAGCUAAGAAAGGAUAACCCAGAAGGGUUUACUGACACCGUAAGCGAAACGUCAGACGAGGCUGACGAUUUCUACAUGUACCCGUAUGGUGGAGACAGCAAGAUGCAGACACGCAAAUGGAUGGCAGACAAAGAUUUAAGCGACGCAAGGUUAAACGAGAUUUUGCGAGAGAAGAGGGACUCCCAAGCGAAAAUGCGACAGCUAGAGAGGGAAAAGGCCAUGGUCGAGCGUAAAUACAGACAGGACAAAAUGGAAAGGGAUUUCCUAGAGGAAAGAUUCACAUUAAAAUCAUCUAAACUGGAAGAGGAGAUACGCAAUUUAAAACAGGAAAAUCAACGCCUUAAACGAGGAGGUCCACAAGGGAAAGGAACAAUACCUAGCGCUGGAAAUAAGCAUGUUGGCAUGACAAAAGAACUCCCUGGAAAAGCAUUGACUAGCGAGAACGGGGACAGUGGCUUUCCAGCACGAAAUGGCUUCGCAAUAGACAUUGCCAUUUUGGCAAAGGAAAACGAGAAAUUAAGCGAAAUAAUUGACCACCUGCAAGACACUCCCAGGAAUGAUCCAUUAGACGACUUUGUUGACAAUUUGGACAAAUACGUACCCAAGGAUGAAUACAUUAAGCUUGAAAAUGAAAAACUCAAACUGGAAACAGCAUUACGGGAAAGGGAAAGAAAUUUAAAGGAACAGGAGAGAGAGAUGGAAGAGACGAAGUUUGACCUGGAAGAAGAAAUAGAAAUUCUAAAGGAGAACCUGAAAAAGGCUGAAAAUAAAAACAAAGAGAAAACGAAACUCUUGAGCCAAAAUGACAUAAAAAUGAUAGAUAUCAAGACAAAAUUAACAGAAAAGGUGAGCAAGCUUGAAAGUAAACUAGAGCUAGAGGUUUCGAAGAAAGUAAAACUUGAAUCUGUCAUUGUCAAUUUGGUGAAAUGCAAUGGUGGCUUUGAAAAAGAAAUCCAAGAUAUGAACAAUCGAGUUCAAAAGCUUCAAGAACAAGAACGGGAGAUGGAGGCAAAGAAUCGUCGGGAACUGGCGGAGUUGCAGGAACGUUUGCGAAAGGAAACUGAAGAAAAGAGUAAGCUCGCACGAAAUGUCGAAGCACUUCUACAAGACCUAAUGCAGCUGAAAAACAAAAUGCUCGAAGACACAGAAAAGCACACCAAAGAACAAGAAGAGCUACGAGCCUCGUUUGAAACUGAGAAAAGAAAGAUGAUGGCCGCACAGGAGUACGAUAACCGCCGACUUAAGUCUGAAUUAGAUGACGAAAAGAAAAGGAACCAGCAGCUUAUAAGGAGAAUGGCGGAGAUUCCGGGGGAGACAAUCGUUUCAGUAAUGGAAAACACGACGGAAGCCGGUUUGUUUGAAAGCCCCGUAAAUGACAUCGAGGCUGCUCUUCUCGAGAGGACGCUUCAAGAAGAGGAAUACAAAGAACCAGAGAAGGAUAACAUGGGUAUGGACUUGAAUGACGAACAAACUAGAAGUGAAGGCCAGUUGUGGAAUGUCCCAAAAGCCACUGAAGACAACAGUGGUGACAUCAACAAACUACAGAGAAAACUUGCGGAGGUGACAAAAUACAAUGGCAUCAUGCAGCGCAGGAAUAAAGAAAUAGAAGAAGAGAACAUCAAUUUGAAGGAAAAGGUAGAGCGAAUAGGACGAGAUGUGAGCAAGAUGAGAGAACUGGAGGGCAAAAACGAAGAGCUGCAGGAAGAAAUUGCAAGAAAUGUAAAGAAACGAACCGAGAUGCAGAAUAAACAGGAAAAUAUGAUGGGAGAAAUCGAGGACAUCACCAAAAAGCUCAGCAAGGUGGAGGGAAACAAUAAUGACCUUAGUGACGAGGUGGACCGCCUGACAAAGAAGAUCAAAGCCAUGGAACAAGAAUUCACUGAGGAAAAAUCAAAACUUACAUCCUCGUUGGAACAAGAAAAGACAAACGCAAUCGAAGAAACUGAGAGACGAUUAGAAGAACAAAAAGCAAAGAGUAAAAAACUGGACAACGAAAUAGAUGAUCUGCAAUCUGAUAUUAAGACUCUCAAAGACGCAAAGCGGGCCGCAGAAGAGAAGUAUGUCAAUGACACGAGAGAACUCGUCGAGAGGCACAAUUCCGAGUUAGCAAGCGAACGAGAAAGGUAUCGCCAACUGCAAGAUGAAUUAAACAACAACGCUGGAGCUGUGCGACGAGUGACUGAAGAAUGGGAACAGAUGCUACGAAAUGCUGUUUCAAGAUACGAGGAAGAUCUGCAGAAAAAUGAAGACGAGCGAAGAAAAAUGGCGGACGAGUUUCAGCGUCAAAAGGAGGAUAUGAGGGCCAGAUUUGACAAAGAAAAGGCAAAGUUGGAAACGCGUGUUCAAGAGAUCGACAAAAUAGCACGAUCACCGUUCGAAAACGAAAUAAUGAAGGAAAACGCGGCAGUUAGUUACCAAGAUCAACAGAGUGACUUGCUAUUCGAAGACACACCUACACCCAGAACAAGUUUUAGCGAAGAGGGCCAUAAUAUUAGUAAUGAUAUCGCAGAGAAUCAAGAGAAGAUAAAUACUCUUGCAUCGCAAAAGCGCAAGGUUGAGCAGAAACUUGCUCAAAUGCAGAAAACGCACGAUAAAGAAAAGAAUGAUUUGUGUAACGAAUACAAAAAAGAAAAAGAAAAACUCGAAGAAACACUGACUGAAGAUUACAAACGAAGACUGGACGAAAGCAAGAAAUACUACGAGGGCCUUGUUGAAGACCUAAGAAGGAAACACGAAAAAGAGGAGGAAGAGUUGGCAGACAGAUUCAAGAGAGAAAAGCGAGAACUUGAAGACAAAAUGAAAGACGAUUUUUCGAGUAAUUUGUCUUCAAGGAGUGCAGGUCUCGAAAACAAGAUUCAAGAUCUUGUUUCCCAAAAGGUCCAGGAGCAGAAGGACAUAACAAAGAAAACCGAAGAGAAAUGUAACACAGUUCUUUUACAAAUGAAAAACAGGAUGAGAGAAGUGCAGAGCGAACGGAACGAGAUGAAAAGAAAGUUCGAGAAAGAAAAGAAGGCCUUAGAAGCGACAAUACAGGCUUUGACCAAAGAACUGGAGAAAGUAAAACAAGAGAAAAAAGAUCUCAAAAAGAAACAGAAGAAAGAUAAAGCAGAAAUGGAGGAAGCGUUUGAAAACGAGAAGAAAGAGAUGAAGCAGAUGUGGGAGAAGUGCAAACUCGACACAAUCAACCAAAUUGAAGAAGAAUGGACAGAAAAGAUGAAAAGCGAAAACGCAAAGUCUGAAAUUCUAAAAGAAGAACUACAAGAAAAUUUCGAAGCAAGGAUAAAGCAAAUGAAGCUCAAGUUCAAAGCGGAAAAAGCAGAUUUGGAGCGCCGAUUAGCCGAUGCUAUCUCCGAAUCUAAUGCUCUCGAAGUAGCCAAAAAGGAAGUAGAAGCCUCCUUAGAAGAAGAUUAUAGACGAAAACUGCAAAAGGAGAAGGAAAACAUCGAAAGCACACUACAGGGCCUGCGACAGGAGAUAGAAAGGCUGCAAGAGCACCGAAAACAACUUCAGAAUCAAAUGUCCAACAGAGAAAGUCGUGCAAACGCCAAUGCUCUACCAUCGUUGGAAACUAACUCAAAAGUGUUGGCAAAGUUGGACAAUGAAUACCAGGAGCAUAUGAAGAGAGAGAAAGACCAUCAUGAGAGCAGAAUGAAGGAAAUGGAAGAAGAAAUCAAUAGGCUUCACGAUGAUCUUUCCCAGAUGAAGGUGAAAGCUCGUCAAGAAAAAAGCCGAGUUAAGGCGGAAUUUGAAAAGGAAAGAGAGGAAAUCGAAGAGCAAUUCGACAAGGAGCGGAACGAAUGGCGAACGAGGAUGAACUUUAUAACUAUGAUGCAGCCAAGAGAGAUACAAAGAAGGUCAGCUCAUUUUGAUAGACGUUCGCGUGACCUGAGGGAAAGAGGCUAUCACCACAGUGAGAGAGUCACUCCUAGAAUGCAUAGCAGUGGGGAAAUAUCAGGCCCGCAACGUUUUGACGUGUUAUCAUCGACUGUGGAACUAUGUGUGUCGUGGAUCAUAGACAACUGCAUGCAAACGGCUGAUGAAAGCAUUUUAACAAGUAGAAUGGAAAAUUCAAGUUUCACUGUAGAAAACGUGGAGACUCAGCUAAACACGCAGGUCGAGGGCCAAGAAAAUCACUCGGAGGAAAAUUAUCGACAGGAAAUAGAGGACAUUGUGAGAGGAUUUAUCAUUGAGAAAGAUAUCUUGGCUCAGACGCACGAGGAGGAAAUAAAUCGCAUGAAAAGACGAUUUGAUUUGGAAAGAAAACAGCUACUAAAGCAACUCGAAAUGGACAAGGAGCAAAUGAUCGAAGCUUCAAGAAUAACCGACACUGUAGCGAACACCGAAGUUAGUUUUGCCGUCUCGGAUACAUUUGCUUCCGAUGCUGGUCGACUUCAUUCAUUUUCCGAGAGUUCUGCAGAUGUUCAGCGGUCGAGUAGCUUCCAACGAAGGUCGAAUGGCGAUCAUGAUAUCGAUGAAGUGGAUUCAAAUUUGAUACGCGAAAUUGCCGAGGUUUAUUUACGAAUAAACAACGGCACGCUGACCGGUCAAAUGCGCCCGGAAUUGGACCUGGAGGAUAAAUAUGAGAGAGAGAGGGAAGUGCUUGAAAGGUCAUUCCAGUUGGAGAAACGCGAGCUAAAACGCAAGCUUGAGGAAGAUUGCCAUCACAGGCUGGAACAAGAAAGAAUAAAAUACGAGGGGAACAUGGCCGAGAUGAAGACGACGAUUUCCGAGCUACAAUGGCAGAAGAGAGAAGCGGAAAACCGACUGAGACAUGAAAAGGAGAAGUGGGAGAUGAAUGUUGAAAGGGAUAAAAAUGACACAGAGAAAAGGCACUUGCAGUUACUCCACGACACAAGGCGAAAGUUAGAAGAAAAGCACAGCAACGAGCUUGAAAAACAAAGGGAACGAUACGAAGAGAACAUUUCAGACCUGCAGACGGAUAUUUCGAAGUUAACGCUGCAGUUGAAGGAGCUAAACGAGAAUUUAAAUCAAGAGAAAGAGAUAAUAAUGACAAAGUUUGAGAGAGAGAUUAAGGAGAUGGAGCAGGCGUUCUUAGAGCAGAGAAAUUCACUGAAAGCUAACUUCGAAGCAGAGUUCAUGAUGCGUAUUGAAAAUGAAACUUCGCUUCUUAAAACUGUCAACAUAAAGCUAAAGGAGGACUUGGAAAUCAUGGAAAAGGAAAAGAAAGACGUGGAGAGAAGAGGCAAAGAAGAAAGAAGAAAGCUUGAAGAACGAUUUGAAGAGGAGAUAUCGGAGAUGGAGCGGAGGCAGUCGGAAGAGAAACGCGCGUUGAAACUGAAGCUUGAAGAGAGAUAUCAGCUUGGACUUGCAAGAGAAAAGGGAGGGCUAGAGGAAACGAUUCAAGAGCUGAGCGAGGAAAUGACGCUUCUAAAACAAGAAAACUCACAGAUGGAAAUCACAUUUGCUGAGAGGAGGGAAGAACUUCUCAGGCAACUGGAUAUGGAGACAGAAGACAUGAGAAGAAAGAUUAUCGGUGAAAGAGAAGAGAUUCGAAUUCGAGUAGAAAACGAGUUAGCACAAAAGUUCAUGAUUGAAAAGACGACCAAAGACGAUGCCUUCCGACAUCACGAAAGAGACGCGCUGAUACUCAAGGGUAAAUGCGACGACCUUGAACUGAAGAUGUCGGUAUUGACACAAGAGCGAGAGAUGCUGAUUAGAGAGCGAGCCAAGCUAGAGGAGAAUUUAAGGAGCAAGGAGACGCGUUUGAAGGAGAUGAACGACGGCAGGAUUUCGUCAGGAGCAGGGCAAGAUCUGAGCGCUAAAUUGAAGGAAACAAUCCGUGAAAAAGAUAACGAACUUGCAACCGUCAAGUUUGAAAAUCAACAACAUGAGCUGAGUUUGUCGGCAAUGAGGCGCGAAAAAAGCGACUUGGAGGACGAGAUAGCGAGUUUGAAGCGACGGUUGUCCAACUCGACGGGACAGUUUGGCAUGAAAUUCGGAAGCAACGAUAGUGAAUUAGCAUCCAUGCAAGAAAAUGUGAGAAGAAAGGACGGCGAGGUGAGCACCCUGCAGCGGGAAAAGCACGAUCUUGAGAGUCGGCUGUCGUCAAUACAACGCAAAAAUGACGAGUUAGAGGAUGAACUGGCAACACUGAGACGAAAAAAACUAGAAGUCGAGGAUGAAAUAUCUGCCUUGAAACGAGACAAGUCUGAUUCCGAUAAUCAAGUAGCAUCGUUGAAAAGGGACAAAGCGGAACUUGAAGAACUUAUUGCCAAUUUAAAAAGAAAACAAAGUGAUUUAGAAGAUUCCAUGGCCGUUAUGAAAAGGGGAAAAGUUGAACUCGAACACGAGAUUGCCAUUCUCAAACGGCAUAACUCGACAAUGGAAAUUGAGGUUCACAGGCAGUUCAACGAUCAACACGAGAAAUCCCGCAAUGUCUAUAACGAACACGAAGACGUCUCGCACGACAACGUGACUUCACGCGUCACGCACGAGAACAUCGCUCCAAGCGCCACGAGAGAGGUUUAUUACCAAUCGCAGGACAGUUCUGUUUUCAAUGAAGGAGUACGUGGCUCUGAUCAUAAAAGAGAUGCCAAAGAAUGGCAAAGAAUGGUAUCGGACUUGACAAGACAAAGAAAUGACUUAGAGAGCGCUAUUAGAAGAUUAAGCGAAGAAAAAUCAGACCUAGAGAAAGAUUUAAGCGUACAGCUGGAAUACCGUCGAAAGGUACUGAGUCAAGAGAAAGAGGGCGUGUUACAAGACAAACAAAAUGACGAAGACAGGUGGGUUCUACAGAGAAAAAAAGAUGACCUAGAGAGGAGAAUAGCCUCUUUAAAGGAAGAGCAGGCUGACCUAGAGAGUGAGGUGUCCCAGUAUCACAGAGAAGUGACAAGCUUGGAAGCGAGACUAAGCGAGUUAAACGAUGAAAGCGCUAGUUUAGAACAGGAGAUCAAGGCCUUGAAGUACGAAAAACUAAGUGUUGUAAAAACGAUUGAAAAUGUCACGAAUGAAAAACGAGAGGUGGGUGGCAAUAGAAAACUGCAGUCAGGCAUUCCUCUACGAAAGGUUGAUAAACCCCAGUUUGACAACAGUAUGGCUAAGCAAAUUGCUGAUCUGCAACAAGAGAGGGACACACUAAACAAGCAACUCGUAGACCUUCAAACAGAAAACUCCACGAAGAAUGUUCACUUCUCUAAAGAGUAUACGCAGAAUGACGAGAAGGAAAUUUCGGAGCUGAAGACGAUUCGUAAAGAACUCGAGAGGGCCAUCACGAUUCUCAGAAGGAACAAAACAGAAGUGGAAGCCGAGAUCACGAUCGUACAAGAAACUGCAAGACAAGAAGAAAGCGAUCUCGACAAGCUACGAAAAGAGAGACUCGAUCUUGAGCUGCAGAUCACAGCAUUGCAAAGUCAAAAUACGAGACUGGAAGCUGAAGGGUCCGUGAUGAAAGACGAGCGACACAGAGACGAGAACGAAGUCGAUAGGCUUAGAAGAGAAAAGGCCGAUUUAGAAAAAGAUGUGUUUGGUUUGCAGAGCCAGCAGCGUAUACUACAGACGGAUACUUCCAUGGGUGACGAGGCUUGGAGAAAGAAAACCAGCGCUACUAUUGGCCUGGAGAAAAAUGUCCAGGACAUAAUAAAACAACUGGAAACCUUAACAAGUCAAAAAGAAGUUUUACAGUCCGAGACAAUGACAGUCCAAAUGCUAAAAGAUAGGGUUGAGACAGAAGUACAAGAGCUACGUCAAGAAAAGACCGAAAUCGAGAUCCAGCUGUCCAGGUUAAAGAUGGAAUAUCAAGAACAAAGUCAAGGUCAUAUACUAGACACAGCAGCUGGGGAAGUUGACUGGCGAUUUGAGACCAAUGAAACAUUACGUGUGCAGGAAGAACUGGAUGAGCUACAAAGGCAGAAACAAGAUCUACAGUCAGAGGUAUUGAGGAUUCAAACGCUAAAGAAUAACGAAGAAGAUGAACUACAAAAGCUUCGACAGAAGAAGUCAGAAAUGGAAAUCUACAUUUACGAUUUGCAAACUAAAAUAGGGCGUCUUGAAAUGAAUGGACAGCCUACUGAACAAGAACCACACGAACUGAGAAAUGCCACAGAUGGCACAUCUUUGACAGAUGAUCAUGGCAAGUCAGAAGUUUCCAGACUUUCCAGCGACUUAAACAGAAGAGGAGAGAUUGAAACUCUGCAAGAUUACCGCUCCUCACAGUCACUUCUUCAAACCUCCCAUUCUUUCUCCAGAAGCUAUAAUGUCACUUCUUACAACUCUGAAACAUCAAUCAGUAAUUCCCACGUCCACACUCAUUCCCCACAGCAGAGUGUUUCCUCCGAAACUCUCGCAACAAAUCCGCUGAGGAGCUCGUCGUUUUACGAUGACUGCCUUAAGGCGGACAAUAACCUGAUGUCCUUGAAAAGAGAGAGGGACGAAAUCGAGAGUCAAAUCUGCGACAUGAAGAACCAACUAACAAUCCUGCAGACGGAAGUGACGGGUCUGGAGAACAGGAAAACCAUUCUGGAAACAACGCAUCUGAACUAUGCUACAGACAAUUUGAGAGCAGGGUCGGUAAAUGGACAUGGGGUUAGCGUCGACACUGAUCUUGAUUACAAUAUCACUAGAGCCAUCACAGGGGAAAAGAAAGAAAUCUUAAUUCAAGAAUAUGAAGAUCAAAUCCGAGAAUUGAGGCAACAGAAGCUUGAAUUAGAACAGAAAGUGAGUCUUCUGGAGUGGCAGCUUGAAAACAUGAAGCAGAAGUUGGAGCUUCAAGAGAUAAGCCACCGACGAAAAAUAAGCACUUUGAAUGAGAAAAAUCAGUCAUACAAUGGAUACCACAGCACCAGACAGGAAGAAAUCCUCCAAGUGUUCUACCAGAGACUCUCCUAUUUUCUGAUGACAGGUGAACAUAGCAACAAGGAAAUCAUGGAAGAAAUCGAGAGGCAAAUUUCAGAUCUAAAACAGAAGGCAGAAUUUGAUUUCAAGAACACCAAAGAAUUUGUGACCUCUCCCACCGUAAAGUUGGAAAAGGAGAAGUAUUCUUCAGAAAGUGAAGCGAAGGUAGCUCGGGAGUAUGCAAGCCAGUUGAGAGUACAGAUGGAAACUGCAGACAACCAGCUCAAAACGUGCGAGAAGAUAAUCCACCGGCUGUACGGCGAAAACACCGACCUUACGAAAGAAAACCUAAGUCUGGAAGGGAAACUUAAGUCGGCGUCCCGUUCACAGGACAAGCUUCAACGUAGAAAGGUCCUUCUUCAGAAACUAGUAGAUAAACUGAGUGGUCACAUAGGAAAGGAUGUCCUGCAGCAGUCGUACUUGGUACUUGAGCUCGACAAAGACGUUUCUUUAUAAGUAUAUUAAUUAGUACUUUUAAUAGCAAAUGUAUUAUGCGCGAAAGGGCAAGCAUUGAGCAUACCCUCGCAUGUUGCUUUGCCAACAAUCCGUGAUCCUUUUGGGUCCUUUGGUUGCAACUAUGACCAAAAACGCGCCGUGCCUUCAAACUUUCGAGCAACUUUUAAUAAUAGAUUUUGAAAUUUUACAAAAGAUCUUCUUUCUUAUAAGAAAUUGCAAAGUGUAUGGCAUGAGUCACAUCUCCUAACAGCAAACUUGCAAAAAUUUAUCAUCGUAAUGGGAAUCUUGCAAACAAACUUUUCGGAGUUGUCUUUUUUAUAUGUCAGUUUUUCCUUCUUGAAAUGUUUUUGGGAAAAAUUAGGAAUAUAUGAGGUUUUUGUACUCUUAAGAAUAAGGUGGUGUUAGUUACAUUAAGUUUUUACAAGACUUAGUCAAUUUGUUGAAUCAGAGCUGAAAUUUGUUGCUACUUUGGCAUCCACAUCAAUAGUGAAUGUGGCGUUAGUAGUUCAAUCACCGUUAACAGGUUUACCUGUAUUCUGCACGUUCAAGGUUUUUUUUAUAAUAAAAGGACAAUUUCGUUUUACACAUUUUUUGUGCAGGGACACCAAGCACAGUCACUGAUACCGAAUCGAAACAAAAAUAAUAACGUGAAAGUUCGUAACAUAACUGUAAAAGUUUAAAAUUGGUAUUUUGAUAUUCAAUGAGAGUUAAUAUGAAAACAGGUUUUUCCUGUAGUAAACGGGGCUUCUUAAACAGGGUUAGUUUGUAAGUAAAGGUACACUGUAUGUAAUGUUUGCUUCAGAAAUAAAAUAUAUUAGUCUGAAGAGUUUUGUUUGCUAUUUACCACGAGUUAUUUCACCUGGAUUUCAAAUUGCCUACCCAAUGUGGCCUCUACAUCAGGUGAACUUCCGUCGCGGAGAUCGAUUGCUGCACGGUUUAUUCAAACUCUACCCCGACCAAACCACCCCUGGGCCUCCGAGGAUGGGUUUCAACACACCAUCAUGGGAGCACAGGGGAAAUGUCUUCCUGGUCAAGUUUCCAGCAUUUCAGUCGAGACCAGGGUCUGGGACGAGGACACGAUAUAAAAAGCUACAGUCUGGCAGAGGGAAUACUCCCAUGUACAUGUAUGUGGCGACUUUAUAUCUCGAAACGAAAUUUAGCACUCUGAAUAGGUUUCUACAUGUAACUAUAUAUUAGAAUUGGAUUGGCUCAUGAAAGUACUAUUUUCGU
This is a messenger RNA of Orbicella faveolata, 13112 nucleotides long. RefSeq lists its product as uncharacterized. The record is from RefSeq and is a predicted model, not a curated record. NCBI's taxonomy places the organism in Eukaryota, Metazoa, Cnidaria, Anthozoa, Scleractinia, Merulinidae.